Trichogramma pretiosum is the source of this 2376-nucleotide messenger RNA. RefSeq names its product tubulin beta chain-like. The record is from RefSeq and is a predicted model, not a curated record. Lineage: Eukaryota; Metazoa; Arthropoda; Insecta; Hymenoptera; Trichogrammatidae. Gene Ontology annotation, cellular component: cytoplasm; microtubule. Gene Ontology annotation, molecular function: GTPase activity; GTP binding; structural constituent of cytoskeleton. The transcript has 4 exons. The coding region runs from base 34 to 1401 and encodes 455 amino acids. Gene Ontology annotation, biological process: microtubule cytoskeleton organization; mitotic cell cycle.
GACGACGGCAGCAGUAGCAGCAGCAGCAGCAAAAUGAGGGAAAUCGUACAUUUGCAAGCCGGCCAGUGCGGCAACCAGAUCGGUGCAAAGUUUUGGGAGGUGAUUUCCGAGGAGCACGGCAUCGAUCAAUCUGGAGUUUAUCGCGGCGAAAGCGAUCUGCAGCUCGAAAGAAUCUCCGUUUACUACAAUGAAGCAACUGUUGCCUCGCUGUCCAACGGCGGCAAGUACGUGCCGCGGGCGAUCCUGCUGGACCUCGAGCCCGGCACCAUGGACGCGGUGCGCUCCGGCGCCUACGGCAAGCUCUUCCGGCCGGACAACUUCGUCUUCGGGCAGUCGGGCGCCGGCAACAAUUGGGCCAAGGGCCACUACACCGAGGGCGCCGAGCUCGUCGACUCGGUCCUCGACGUCGUGCGCAAAGAGGCCGAGAACUGCGACUGUCUCCAGGGCUUCCAGCUGACCCACUCGCUCGGUGGUGGCACCGGAUCCGGCAUGGGCACCCUGCUCAUCUCCAAAAUCCGCGAGGAAUACCCCGACAGGAUCAUGAACACCUACUCGGUGAUGCCAUCGCCAAAGGUCUCGGAUACGGUGGUCGAACCCUACAAUGCCACAUUGUCCGUACACCAAUUGGUCGAGAAUACCGACGAGACUUACUGCAUCGACAACGAAGCUCUCUAUGACAUCUGCUUCAGAACUCUUAAGGUCUCCAAUCCGUCCUACAGCGAUCUCAAUCAUCUGGUCUCGCUGACGAUGUCGGGCGUCACCACCUGUCUGCGCUUCCCCGGCCAGCUGAACGCCGACUUGAGAAAACUCGCCGUCAACAUGGUGCCCUUUCCGCGCCUCCACUUCUUCAUGCCGGGCUUCGCGCCGCUGACCUCGCGCUCGAUGCAGCAGUACUCGGCCCUGUCCGUGCCCGAGCUCACCCAGCAGAUGUUCGACGCCAAGAACAUGAUGGCGGCGUGCGAUCCGCGCCACGGCCGCUACCUCACCGUGGCCGCCGUAUUUCGCGGUCGCAUGUCCAUGAAGGAGGUCGACGAGCAGAUGCUCAGCGUCCAGAACAAGAACAGCUCGUACUUCGUCGAGUGGAUCCCCAACAACGUCAAGACCGCCGUGUGCGACAUCCCACCUCGUGGCCUCAAGAUGUCCGCCACCUUCAUCGGCAACACCACCGCCAUCCAGGAGCUGUUCAAGCGCAUCUCCGAGCAGUUCAGCGCCAUGUUCAGGCGGAAGGCCUUCCUGCACUGGUACACGGGCGAGGGCAUGGACGAGAUGGAGUUCACCGAGGCCGAGUCCAACAUGAACGACCUCGUGUCCGAGUAUCAGCAGUACCAGGAGGCCACCACCGACGAGGACUUCGAGACGGAGGACGCGGGCGACGAUUUCGAGACGUGCGACCAGGAGUAGAGAGACGAAAACGAGAAGAGGGGCGCGCGCCGCGUAAUUUCAACUCGAUCUCGUUAUACAGUCGAAUGGAGAAGGAAAAAAAAAUAUAAAUAUAUAUUUAUGGAGAUUCGAAAAUGCUAUUUGAGAGUAAUUUUAUGAAAAAAUCAAAAUGAAUGAUUUGCAUGUUAUGCUGCGAAUGGUUUAAAAUCUCUGGAGAAUAAUUAUCUCUCGUUUCGAAACUGGAGUAUUUUAAUGCAUUUUCAUCGUAUAUUAUUUUAUAUUAUUCAAAAAAAAAAGCUAAUAGUCAAAGGUCCAACCUAAAGAUUAUCAAGUCAAACUCAUCAUUGACAAUAUUAUUGUUGAGUGAGCUUAAAAAAAAGAUAAUUUAUACUUUUUUUACUUAGAUACCAAAUGAUUCAGGAUGGUAAAUGAAAAUAUUGAUAAUUGCGACAGAUCUGUAAAAAAAAAAUUGGACACUAAUGAACUAUUCGACAAUCAAGUUAUUAAAAUAUUAUGAGAUGAUAUAAUAAAAUUGAAAAUUAAUUUUGUUGUAUGGCAUAAAUUUCUAUUUCAGAAUGUAUCACUUUUUAAAAAUUGUCGCCGAUACCGACGAUUCAUAUAUUUAUAUUGUUUACAAAAUGUUUCGUGUAUGAUAAUUUUAAAAUACCAAGAGCACAUUUAUAAAUUAUAAGUAAACUAGAUUCUAGGUAGAAAUAAUUUCUAACAAUAUCAACAAUCGAAAAAGCACGAUUAAAAUUAAACUCGAUUAAAUUUAAGUUUACUCAUGAAAUUUUAAAACAUAUAUACCAAAAAAGCGUUGAUAAUUUUAAUUACCUUAUACAUUAACGCCAAAGUUUGUAAACCAAAUUUUUUUUUACGUAUUAUUGGGUUAAUUUUUACACUCAUGUAUUUAUGUAUGAAUUCGCUGAUAAGCAAUCAUGACGUUUAAUUAUUAUUUUAAUAAAUAAUAGGAAAUGUAUUCAAGAGAGAUGCUUA